Caenorhabditis auriculariae is the source of this 4785-nucleotide messenger RNA. The record is from the annotation of a GenBank genome assembly. NCBI's taxonomy places the organism in Eukaryota, Metazoa, Nematoda, Chromadorea, Rhabditida, Rhabditidae.
AUGAAGAAGGGAAGUGGCGAGAAAAAAUGUGUGUCUUGUGGUUCUUCGAGCUUCAACCUUCUAGAUGGCCUUCUCUACUGUGAUGUUUGCGGCGCUCAUUUUGAGGUUUUUGGCUUCUUCUUUUUUUCAAGUCUUCAUUAACUUUUUCAGCAAUUCCAAGAGUUAGAGCAUGAUGAGAACGCUCAGAUUAUUGGAAGAACCAAAAUACGUGUGAAAAAAAAUAAAGACGAUGUAAAUCGGACAAAAAAGAAAAGGGUAGAGAAGCGAAAGGUUGUUGAAUAUUUGAAAAAAGAUAUUUUAAAGAGUAUUUUCUAGGUUGAUCAGUUCCCGAAUAAUUUCAGCACUGGCCCUUCAUGUUCCUAUGUUCCCAAGUAGGGUUUUUCAAACCUGAAACAAUUUCUUCGAUAUAAUUGGAAGCGAAGAUACAUUUUUUUUUUCAGUUUGGUUGAAGAGCCGCCCUGGGCGAAAACUCCAGAAUAUUUCUAUCGAAUGGGCGUCAGAAUAGCCACUUUUUCUUCGAUUUUGAUGCGAUGUUCUUUGAUAAUGCGUAGAUCUAUGCGACUUCCGGAAGGUUAUACGGUAAGUUCCAUGAGGAGGAGUGAGAAGGAGAGAGCGAAUAUUUCUUUUUCAGAAAAGUUGCUACAGCGUGUUCCAACGGUAUUUGAAAUGUAAUGACGUCGCUUUUACCGAAAAAGAAGUCUGUGAAGAUACAGAGGAAAUGUUCGUAGCAAUGGUCGCGAUAGAAGAAGAGUUCGUGUUUUCUCUUUCUCAUUUGGUUCAGUACAUGAUAUUUCAGUAAAGUAGAAAAACGCGUGUCCAAGAAGAAAAAAGCAGAAAUGAAGAAAAAAAGAGGGCUGGAGGCUUUGAGCACGUCCCAAGCUGCUUGGACGUUUCUGACCCAAGGAACUCUCGAUGAAAAUUUAGCCAUGUCCUCGGAUAGCGAAGCCUCCGUUGAUGUUUGCACUUCUAUAAUCAUUUGAUCGUAUUUUUUUGAGGGGAAAGAAGUUACUAACAAUUUUAUUAACUCGUCUUGUAUCCAGACGGUUGAAACCCAAAUUUCAAAGGACUGUGUUACCAAUGUGAGCUUUCGCAUCGCUUCGAAGCAAAUCAACGUUUUCAGGCAUGUCGGGUGCAUCUAGACCCUGAAGUUCUGAUUUCUAUACUUUAUCUAGCGGCUUUGUGUUGUUCUUGUUCUAAUAUUCUCCUUUCAGACCUCGUCAGGUGAGUCCGUUUGGUAUCGAAUUAUUUUUUUGGAGUCGCGCAUGUUUAAGACAGUGUUACUGCGGCCGGUGGCCGGUCAAUAUUGCGCUGUCAGUUUCGGAGCCAGGAAAUUUUUUAAUUUUUUUUUCUUUUUUUGCAAUUUGUUAAGGACCUAUUUCUCGAGGUUACAAGACAAGUUACGCCACAAAAAGUACACAAGUUUUCAUUUUAUUACCCAAAAACCUAGCUUGAUUACCGUAAUACGUUCGGCCGCCUUGAACAUGCGUGGAGUUUUGUUCAAUUUUUAGAUGGUUCCGAGAAGAUCGAUUCAAAAUUUCUCGUAAAGAGUUGUGUCUUCUCAAAAACUUUGGAUAUGAAAAAAAGACACAAAUGGACCCAAGUUCUAUGCAAGAUUUGGUAAGAGGAAAGUUAUAACGAUGCUAUUAUUUCAUUGAAAUAUUUCAAAAAUGAAGAAAAAGGAAAAAAUACGGGUUUUGUUGUUCAGAAUAUACUUGGUUUUUCCUUGAUUGAUGAUCAAAUGAAUGAAAAAGAAAGUUUUUGAGAAAGUAGCUCGAAAAUGCUGAAAAGGGUCAAUUGUUUCUUGAAUAGCAGUAUAUAUUUACCAGUUAUUUUUUUUUCCAUCACGUUUUUUUGAAAAAUUUUUUUGAGUGUGAAGAAAGCUCGACGUGGUGGAAUGGAUUCUCAAGCGUAAAUAUUUUAUAAUAUUUUUUUUGUUUUUAGAAAUCAAGAUGAAUAAAAUAUUGACUUCAGCGCUUCCCCUUGUAUGAGAUUUGCCGCAGCGUUUCUUGCAUGUCUCAAUCUUUGGUUCUAGAUGUGUAUUUCACUUCACCGACAUUUGAGAAGGUUCAGAAACCAUUAGAAAAAAAAGAGUAAAAAUGAUCGAAUUUGAAGAUUGCGGCGCGAAUCGCAUAUAGUUUGAACUUGCCCGAAGAAAUGCUCCAACGAGUUCUGUACUUGCACUCCACUAUGCCUGCGACUCUCGACGUGUCCGCGAACUCUUGGAAACGCCAAGCUACGCUUUCUACUGUAAGUUCAGAACGACAUCAGAAAAUUUGAAGAAGAAAAUUAUUUACUGAAAAGAGGCUAUGUCUAUGCUUUGGCUUUUCUCAAGAGAAACUAAUCGUUUAUUGAAUUUCUUUUGGUGUCUCUUUUUAUGGCUUUCUGAAGUCAUUUAGAGGGUCGUUUGGUUUGAACAGAUUUCUCAAACAAAGUUCAAAUUUAGUAUCAAAAGGUGCUUCCAACUAUUCAGACUUGCAUUACGACGAUUUUUUAACAGAAAAUGAACCCUUUUCUUGCUAGUCGAAAGGGUUUUUCGAAAUGUUUUGGGAGGAUUUCCGGCGCUCGAAAUUCUUCUCGCAUUUCUGUGGAGUAGAGUUUUUUUUAUUAUUAAAAGGAAAGAGAAAAUUCAGUGUGACCAUUUCUCCUGAAACAAAAGUGAUUUCUUACUUCAUUAUGGCUAUCAAAUUGUUUUGCGGAUUGGAAGAGAACAAUGAUUCUGGUAAGAGAAAUUUCAAUGAAUCUUCGAAUUAUUCAAAUAGGAAAGGAAGUUUUCGACUUUUGCGAUUGGCUGAUGCAGCUGAAGAUGCGGAUCGGAAGCAGUUGUGGAAAAGACUUCAGAGAAAUAUUCAAGAAAAAGUAAAAGUCUUUUUUGUCUAUUUUCGAGUACGAUUCACCGCUGGUCGAUCGGCGUUAGCUAAUCAGUGGUUUUUCAUUAUAUUAACUGGAUAAUAGCUAUAACUAUCCCGUAUCCUGCUCCGGAAUACCCGGUGCAACCGCAAAUGUCAGGUAGAAAAGGGAUAGUAUCUAGAUACCUCUCCGGUAGUAUCCAAGUACCUCCUCCAUGAUAUCUACAUGGUACCCGCUAGCUAAUAAGCGACCACCGAUUAGUUCACGCUGAUUGAUUUUUGAUUUUCAGUGCCGUCAAUCAUGAAUUGGUUGCUCCGAAGCCAUUUGACGACCAUAUCAGCUUGCGGUUUUUUCCUCUCCCAUUAAGCUCAAGUAAAAAAUUUUCAAGGAAACAAAAGGGAGGUUUCGGACUAGACGAACGGUCUCGAAAAUGCGAUUUCAAAAGAGCGAUUCCUCAAUUAUUCACUCCAAAUUCGGUAGGUCUGAUUUUUAAUCUUUUCCCAUCUUUUGCACAGACUUAUAUUCUUCCUACGGUUUUCCUGGACGCGGAAAAGCAAAAUGACGACCUUGACACUGAUUCUUUAUUGGGUAAGGUCUUUCAAAGCCUUCUGCAGUUAUUUUUUGAAGCUCCUCUCCGACAUCAGGCUUCUUUACUGAAAAUCCAACUACGCGAAUCUUCUCGAAAUUUUUCGGAAGUAGAUCUGCCCAUAGCCGAUAUUUUCCUCAAGAAUUUUUCGGUACGCAUUAAAGAAGUUUUUUUAAAUUUCUGUUAAGAGAUUGACCACGUCGGAUGUUGAUGGAACUUUUGAUGAGUAUUUCCCGAUGUCUAAAUUUUACGAGGUACGUUUAGUUGUACGCUGGAGAUACGUAAAUAUUUUUGAAAUAUUUUUUGUAGUUCUAAAGGAUUUUCAAGACUUUUGAUCACAUGUUUUUGAGUUCUUCACGGACAUACUUACAGAAGUAUCCCAGACCAGACUAUGCCAACGGCUGUGUCGCUCGUUUUUCUUACGACAAUGCGAAAAUGGAAAAUUUUAAUAAUCGAAUGGACACAAAAACUGUAGGCUUCUUUCAAAGUCAAAAUAUAAUCAAGCGGAAAGUUUCAGUUGGCGGGGGAGUACAGGAUGUACCUAUCAUUGAGGCUUUCGGAAGAGGUCUACGGCUUGGCUUCUCCGCAUUUCUCGCCAACUUUCAAUAAUCUCCUGCGAAGUUUCGCGGCGAUCAUUGGUAUAUAUAGGAGCAGAAAGAAAAGAAUUUUAAUUCAUUUGCAUUUAGGCGAAGACGAGGUUGUUUUGUACUCAUCGUUUUUGUUGCUGGAACAAGCUCUAUUGGAAAGCGGGAGGUGAAUUCUUAUUCUUUCUCAAAAAAAAAACCUAGCUUUUGCAGGAUAGGGAUGGUUAAGAGAAUGCUUCUGAAAGGUCAACCAAUUCAAAUGGAAGCGAAACUUUUCAAGGUUUUGAUGAAAAUAUUUUUAGUUUCACUUUUUAUUUUAAGGAACGUGGAAAGUCACGAGAAUCCAAGAUUAUCGUCACGACUUCGAAAUCGAUUGAUGACAUCAAAGAGCUGAAUUUGUUCCGUUUUGGUGUUCCACAGUGGAGUAGGUCGAAUAGAAGGCGUUUGCUGAAAUGAAUGUUCAGUCGCCGAGGAGUUUGAAUAUGGCCUGUUGCGUAAAACCAGAAAAGAUUACCCCGAAAGUGAUAAUGACGAGAGCGACGACCUGAUGACUUCAAGCGCGGAGGAGAGCGAAUUCAGUAGUUAAUGGUUCAAUAACUUUUAAUUAAAAAGGGAUUUCAGACUGUAACGAUCCUUCGAGAGAAAAACCAAAGCAAUCUACAGUGAGGGUAAAUUUCAAAUUCUGUAAAACAUAUUCUUCUGGAUAAUUUUCAGCAUGGGUUGGGUUUCAAUACGGUUUGGUCAAUCUUCGCACUCAAGUAUUGGUGA